GUCAAAAUCGCACAAUUUUGUCGAAAUUUGUAGCAAACUGAUAUUUCGUGUUAUUUUAGGUUAUUUUUAAUGAUUUUCACGUUUUUUGUUUCAAUCAUGUCAAGCAGUGAUGACAAAUCAACCCCUAGAAGCCACCAUGUGGAUGAAUCCUUCAUGCUCAAAGCCAUGCAACAACAAUUUCAGAGGUUGGACAUCAUGUUUGGUGAGAUUAAAGAUAAAAUGGAGAAGCAAGAUGCAGCGAUAGCCAAGUUAUACCAAACACAGAAUGGAAGUCCAAAUUUGCGUAGGAAUGAUGCUAAUGAUGAUUUCGAUGACGAUUAUAAAGAUGCAUUCAACAAUGAUGCUUGGAACUCAAAUUUCAGCAUGGACAGAAUUAUGAGAGGUAGAGGGGGCCAAAGAGCGCAAAAUCUGACAAGGUGGGGAGAUCGACAAGAUCGUGACUUAGGUAGCAUCAAGAUGAAGAUUCCUCCGUUUCAAGGCAAGAAUGAUCCAGAUGUGUAUUUGGAGUGGGAAAAGAAGGUGGAAUUGGUGUUUGAUUGCCAUAACUAUUCUGAGGAGAAAAAGGUGAAACUAGCAGCGGUGGAAUUUACUGAUUAUGCUGUGGUGUGGUGGGAUCAGCUUGUGCUUAGUCGACGUAGAAGUCGAGAGCGUCCUGUUGACAAUUGGGAAGAGAUGAAAGUUGUGAUGAGAAAACGAUUUGUUCCUAGUCACUACUACCGUGAUCUCUAUCGACGAUUGCAGGGCCUUACUCAAGGGUCCAAAAGCGUUGAGGAUUAUCACAAAGAGAUGGAAACCGCAAUGCGUAAAGGAGCCACCACCAGAACUGGGCAAAAUUCAGGUUCCUCAUCUUCUUGGAAACUGAAUUGGAGCAAAAAGGAAGAAAAUUCUGUUUUUAAGCCUAAAAUUGCAACAUCUAAGUCAAAAGAAGUUGGUAGCAAUGAGAAGAGUAAAGCAAAUAAUAUGCAAGGUAGAAACCGAGACAUCAAGUGUUUUCGAUGCUUGGGAAGAGGGCAUAUUGCAUCGCAAUGCUCUAAUAAGUACACGAUGAUCUUGAAAGAGGAUGGAGAAAUUGAAACAAAGGGUGAAUCUGAUGAUGACUCUAUGCCACCAUUGGAAGAUGCUGAUGAUGGCAUAGAAUAUGCUGUUGAUGGAGAACUGCUUGUCACCAGGCGUACUUUGAAUGUGCAAGCCAAAGAAGAUGAUGAAGUACAAUGCGACAACAUAUUUCACACGAGGUGCCAUAUCAAAAAUAAGGUCGAAGAACUCAUGAAAAAGGGACAUGUGAGAGAAAGCAUGAGUUCAUGUGCAGUUCCAGUGCUACUUGUGCCUAAGAAGGAUGGGACUUGGCGUAUGUGCGUUGAUUGUCGUGCAGUCAACAAAAUCACUGUAAAGUAUCAUCACCCUAUUCCUAGAUUAGAUGACAUGUUAGAUGAGUUGCAUGGCUCUUGCAUAUUCUCUAAAAUUGAUUUAAAGAGUGGAUAUCAUCAGAUUAGGAUGAAGGAACGUGAUGAAUGGAAAACAGCCUUUAAAACAAAACAUGGUUUAUAUGAGUGGUUAGUUAUGCCAUUUGGAUUAACUGAUGGACAAACAAAAGUGGUUAAUAGGACGUUGUCAACCUUAUUGCGAUCUAUUAUUCAGAAGAACUUGAAGAAUUGGGAACAGUGUUUGCCGCACGUUGAAUUUGCUUAUAACCGGAGCAUCCAUUCAACAACUAACUGCUCGCCAUUUGGGGUUGCAUAUGGUUUUAAUCCACUCACUUCUUUGGAUUUAUUGCCAUUACCUAUUGAUGAACAAGCUAGUUUGGAUGAGAAAAAGAAAGCUGAAGUGGUUAAGCAACUACAUGAGAGGGUGCAGAAAAACAUAGAGCAACAAAUUGAGCAAUAUGCAAAUCAAGCCAACAAAGGGCAAAAGAAAGUUGUGUUUGAACCUGGACAUUGGGUUUGGGUGCAUAUGCGAAAGGAGCGAUUCCUUGCACAAAGGUGUUCUAAGUUGCAACCAAGAGGCGAUGGACCAUUUCGAGUGAUUGCAAGGAUAAACGACAAUGCAUACAAGUUGGAGCUUCCUAGUGAGUAUAAUGUUAGUGCUACUUUUAAUGUUUCUGAUCUUUCUCCUUUUGAUGUAGGUGAUGAUUUGAGGACAAAUCCUUUUGAGGAGAGAGGAAAUGAUGGGAAUCAAGAUGACCCCACAUGUACCACAUCGAGAGAUCCAUUACACAUUCUAGGAGGUCCAAUCACGAGAGCUAGAGCUAGGAAGAUGCGAGAAGCUUUAAAUGGCCUUAUUGAGCAGAUCUGGGUUGAUAACAACAUACAACAAGCAAAUCGAAGCUUGUAUGAUUAUCAAGGCAUGCUUUCCUGGAGUUUAGAAAUCCCUUGUCGUGCUGUGGGUCUCAUUGUUCUCUUUGGGGUUCUCAUCACACCUAAACCCCUACAGUUCCAAGCAAGGAUUGUAGCAGAGGCCAUGAUAGAAAAGGAUAGAGAGAAGAAGGUGGAGGAGAACCCUUCAAAACAGGGAGAUGCACUUGAGUGAGAUGCUCAGACGUUGGGAAAGAGAAAACCCUAAGUUGACGACAAGAGGGAAACUUUUAUUUAUUGCGAUGAUUUUCAAUAUUCUAUAUUUGAAAUUAAUGAUGUAAAUACCUUAUAAAAGCCACAUCAACAU
Messenger RNA from Rubroshorea leprosula, 2658 nucleotides. The record is from the annotation of a GenBank genome assembly. NCBI's taxonomy places the organism in Eukaryota, Viridiplantae, Streptophyta, Magnoliopsida, Malvales, Dipterocarpaceae.